Dipodomys spectabilis (banner-tailed kangaroo rat) is the source of this 2618-nucleotide messenger RNA. RefSeq names its product nuclear receptor subfamily 1 group D member 1 (gene Nr1d1). The transcript has 8 exons. Bases 643 to 2487 code for a protein of 614 amino acids. The record is from RefSeq and is a predicted model, not a curated record. Gene Ontology annotation, biological process: positive regulation of transcription by RNA polymerase II; hormone-mediated signaling pathway; negative regulation of transcription by RNA polymerase II. NCBI's taxonomy places the organism in Eukaryota, Metazoa, Chordata, Mammalia, Rodentia, Heteromyidae. Gene Ontology annotation, molecular function: zinc ion binding; nuclear receptor activity; RNA polymerase II cis-regulatory region sequence-specific DNA binding.
CACUGGGGCACGAGGCGCUCCCUGGGAUCACAUGGUACCUGCUCCAGUGCCGCGUGCGGCCCGGGAACCCUGGGCUGUUGGCGCCUGCGCAGAGCCCUCUGUCCCAGGGAAAGGCUCGGGCAAAAGGCGGCUGAGAUAGGCAGAGUGAAAUAUUGCUGCCGAGGGAACGUAGCAGGGCACACGUCUCCUCUUCGCGCCUGGGUGCCCCGUUUCUCCCAUCACCUACUUACUGCCUGAUUGCAACUCUCUCCCUCUGGGACUUUUGCACCGGGAGCUCCAGAUUCGCUAUCCUGCAGUGCUGCGGAGCUUUCAGGCAGUACCAGCCGGUGCACUGCAGAGACCCGACCCUCCUUGAUACCUUCUAGCCAGAGCUACUGCAGGCUGAUUCCCCCCCGCCCCCCACCCCGACACUCCCUGCCCUUCCCAUGCAAAGCAGAUCUCCGUUGCCUCGGCGUCCUACCCUUCUGCAGAGCUGCAGUCCGGCCACCCCAAGACCUGGCUGCGGGGUGCCUCGAGUCCUGAUCGUGAGCCGCGGGGUCCACUUGCCGCCCUCAGCCAGUGCCCAGGGGGCGAGAGCGACAGUCGCAACCUCCCGUUUGUGUCCAGGUCCAGUUUGAAUGAGCACUCUCAGCCGGUGAAGACAUGACGACCCUGGACUCCAACAACAACACAGGUGGCGUCAUCACCUACAUUGGCUCCAGUGGCUCUUCCCCGAGCCGCACCAGCCCAGAGUCCCUCUACAGUGACAACUCCAAUGGCAGCUUCCAGUCCCUAACGCAAGGUUGCCCUGCCUACUUCCCACCAUCACCCACUGGCUCCCUCACCCAGGACCCAGCUCGCUCCUUUGGGAGCAUUCCACCCAGUCUCAGUGAUGAUGGCUCCCCUUCUUCAUCUUCCUCCUCCUCCUCUUCCUCCUCUUCCUUCUAUAAUGGGAGUCCCCCAGGGAAUCUACAAGUGGCCAUGGAGGACAGCAGCCGAGUGUCCCCGAGCAAGAGCACCAGCAAUAUCACCAAGUUGAAUGGCAUGGUGCUACUGUGCAAAGUGUGUGGGGACGUGGCUUCUGGCUUCCACUAUGGUGUGCAUGCCUGUGAGGGCUGCAAGGGCUUUUUCCGUAGGAGCAUCCAGCAGAACAUCCAGUAUAAAAGAUGUCUGAAAAAUGAGAACUGUUCCAUUGUCCGCAUCAACCGCAACCGCUGCCAGCAAUGUCGCUUCAAGAAGUGUCUCUCCGUGGGCAUGUCUCGAGAUGCUGUACGUUUUGGGCGUAUCCCCAAACGAGAGAAGCAGCGGAUGCUCGCUGAGAUGCAGAGUGCCAUGAACCUGGCCAACAACCAGCUGAGCAGCCAGUGCCCCUUGGAGACCUCGUCGACCCAGCACCCCACCUCAGGCCCUAUGGGCCCCUCACCACCUCCUGCUCCAGCCCCCUCACCCUUGGUGGGCUUUUCUCAGUUCCCACAGCAGCUCACACCACCCAGAUCCCCCAGCCCUGAGCCCACCAUGGAGGAUGUGAUAUCCCAGGUGGCCAGGGCCCAUCGAGAGAUCUUCACUUAUGCCCAUGACAAACUGGGCACUUCACCUAGCAACUUCAAUGCCAACCAUACAUCUGGAAGCCCUGCAGCCACCACCCCACACCGCUGGGAGAGUCCUGGCUGCCCUCCUGCUCCCAAUGACAAUAACACCUUGGCUGCCCAGCGUCAUAAUGAGGCUUUGAACGGUCUACACCAGGGCCCCUCCUCCUACCCUCCUGCCUGGCCCCCUGGCCCUACCCACCAUAGCUGCCACCAGCCCAACAGCAAUGGGCACCGGCUAUGCCCCACACACAUGUACUCGGCUCCAGAAGGCGAGGCACCUGCCAAUGGUCCAAGACAAAGCAACUCCAAGAACGUUCUGCUGGCUUGUCCCAUGAAUAUGUAUCCCCACGGACGCAGCGGCCGGACUGUGCAGGAAAUCUGGGAGGACUUUUCUAUGAGCUUCACACCUGCUGUGCGGGAGGUGGUAGAAUUUGCAAAGCACAUCCCUGGCUUCCGUGACCUUUCUCAGCAUGACCAGGUCACCUUGCUUAAGGCUGGCACUUUUGAGGUGCUAAUGGUGCGCUUUGCAUCGUUGUUCAACGUGAAGGACCAGACAGUGAUGUUCCUGAGCCGCACCACCUACAGCCUGCAGGAGCUGGGCGCCAUGGGCAUGGGAGACCUGCUCAAUGCCAUGUUUGACUUCAGCGAGAAGCUCAACUCCCUGGCGCUGACCGAGGAGGAGCUAGGCCUCUUCACGGCGGUGGUGCUCGUAUCUGCAGACCGCUCGGGCAUGGAGAAUUCCGCUUCGGUGGAGCAGCUCCAGGAGACGCUGCUGCGGGCUCUUCGGGCUCUGGUGCUGAAGAACCGGCCCUCGGAGACUUCCCGCUUCACCAAGCUGCUGCUCAAGCUGCCGGACCUGCGGACCCUGAACAACAUGCAUUCCGAGAAGCUGCUGUCCUUCCGGGUGGACGCCCAGUGACCCGCCCGGCCGGCCUUCUGCCGCUGCCCCCUUGUACAGAAUCGAACUCUGCACUUCUCUCUCCUUUACGAGACGAAAAGGAAAAGCAAACCAGAAUCUUAUUUAUAUUGUUAUAAAAUAUUCCAAGAUGA